CGAACAGCAACCCAAUUUAAAGCAUCCAGACCUUUUUGACCAGGACCAUCAUCUACUCUUCCACCUUUGUUCCACCAUCUACUUCCAUCAACCAUCUUCACGCUGAUCAUCGUCCUCCGCUACAAUGGCUGCACCAACGAAAGUCACCUUCCCAUCUUUCAUGCUGCAGGUCUGCGGCGAGCUCUAUGCUCCUGUGCCCGGCUCCCCCGAUCGCAAAGGUGCUGCAGUUGUGGUCAGUCACCCCAUGACCGGUGUCAAAGAGCAGACCUCUGCGGACCACGCCCGUUUGCUCUCGAAAGCCGGUUUCUACGCCCUCACGUUUGAUGCCGCGUAUCAGGGGGAAAGCACCGGUCAACCGCGUGGCCUUGAAGAUCCCCACCAGAGAGUGGAAGAUAACAAGGCUGCUGUCAGCUUCUUGACCACUCUCCAGGGCAAGGUUGACCCUAGUCGCAUUGGUGUUCUUGGAAUUUGCGCCUCGGGUGGUUACACAUCCUAUGCCGCGCAGUCUGACUCGCGGAUCAAGGCUCUGGCCACUGUCAGUGCCGCUUGUGUUGGUCGCAUGACCCGCAAUGGAGGCCUCCAUAAGGAGAACAACAAGGAGGUUCCCGAGGCCAUUGCCGGGGCUCUUCAAGCGGCGGGACAAUGGCGAACGCAGGAGGCUCGCGGACCUCAUUCAGAGGCCCCUGCCAUGUUCAGCUCCGAUAUCAAGGAGAUUCCCGAUAAUGCCGACUCGUUCUUCAAGGAUGCUGCGGCAUACUACGGGUCUAAGCGCGGAAACCACCCCCGUUCGGACCAGAAAGUCCCUCCCUCCAGCUACGACCUUAUGAUCAGCUAUGACUCGUUCAACUUCCAACACCUGAUCUCCCCACGCCCGUUAUUGAUGAUCGCCGGAUCCGAGGCGCAGACCCUUCACUACAGUGAAACCACGGUUGCUGCGGCCCGGGAGCCCAAAGAGCUCUUCAUUGUUGACGGAAAGAACCACUUCGAGCUCUACGAUAAUCUUACGGUAUCGGGCCCGAAGCUCGUGGAGUUUUUCGGAAAGAGCCUGUGAAGUGCAUGUCGAUGAUUCAUAGUGCAGACAUUGAAGUAAAUCUGAAGCAAUUAUAAA
Molecule: messenger RNA, 1108 nt
Organism: Aspergillus steynii IBT 23096
Lineage: Eukaryota; Fungi; Ascomycota; Eurotiomycetes; Eurotiales; Aspergillaceae
Product: alpha/beta hydrolase
Exons: 1
Coding region: 125-1051 (308 amino acids)
Molecular function (GO): hydrolase activity
Source: RefSeq, a predicted model, not a curated record